Molecule: messenger RNA, 9395 nt
Organism: Porites evermanni
Lineage: Eukaryota; Metazoa; Cnidaria; Anthozoa; Scleractinia; Poritidae
Source: the annotation of a GenBank genome assembly
CGGGAAACUGAACAAGGGUGAACAAGGGUCGAUUGAUUUCUUUAUGAAAUAUCCAAGCAUCCAGGGCAUCAUUUUAUGGAUUACAGACCUUUUAUCUAUGGAGGAUUGGCCUCUAUGACAGCAGAGUUUGGUAAGGCGGAAGGAACACUUGAUCGUAGGUCCAAACGUUUAAAUAGGCGCUUAGGCAAGCCAAGUAGAUCAUAAAUAGCUUAAGAGCGGUUUUUGUUUGGGUGCAGAUAUAUAUAUUUUUGUGCGGGAAUUCUUGUCCCUUGGUAGAUGUUUGUGUUGAGUUUAAAUUAGACCAUCGUGAUUCUCGUCAUUCCCAUAAUUUCUAUCGUGGAGAGGGGAAAAAUUCUGCAACCCCCCCCCCCCCCCCCCCCCCCCCCCCCCCCCCCCCCCCCCCCCCCCCCCCCCCCACAAAAAACAACACAACCAACAAACCAAAGAAAAAAAACAACAAAACAAUCACCACCGACAAAAAAACAAAAAAAAAAAAAAAAAAAAACAAAGAAGAAAAUACGAAAUUCAAAAAAAGUUUAAGGGGUUUUUUUGUUUGGGGGCAGAAUAUAUUUUUUUGUGGGGGGAAUUUUGGUCCUUUGGUAGUGUUUUUGGUUGGUUUUAAAUAAACCCUCCGGAAUUCCCGCCAUUCCCAAAUUUUCAACGGGGAGGGGGGAAAAAUUCUUCCACCCCCCCCCCCCCCCCGAAACUCUCCUCCCCACCCACCCUCCCCCGAAAAAUAAGAAACAAAACUGAGAAGGAUCAGAAGGGAAAAACUGAAUCAAAGCCUUCCUUCAGGUUAGCAACAAAAGAACAUAGGUAUAAGUACAAAAUAUGAAGAGACUGGAGAAAAGCAUCUUAUUAUUUGUGGACAUGUCAAAUGUAUUAUCUAUUUUUCCAGUUACCUUCCUCUUUCAUUGUAACUGAGAAUUUUUGCAGGGGGCGGGGCGGGAGGGAAGUACGGCCAUAUGUGGGCUAUGUAGGUUGGUUGUUGAACAGUUUGCUCUGGGAAAGGGUAUAAAAAUCAGAGUUUGGGUCCAGAGGAGGGUAUUUUUUUUCCAGGAACCUGAUCAUUAUUGGUUGAAAAUUGUAGUCUAAAUAAGGGAAACUGGGAAUUAACACUUAAAAGUAUGAAAUCAGCAAAUUUAAAUUUACCUUCAAUUCAAUUUAAUUGCAAAGAAAGCUUCAACCUAGGUAGUUUCUGGAAAAUAGCGACUCUAGGAUAGGGAAGGUUUUUGGGAGUCUAGUCUUAAGGGUAGCAAAAUUCACCUGGACUAGGUCUGGCAUGGCUAAGGAUUUCCAGGGUCCAAGUGGUACAUCCCCACCCCAAAAUUUCUAAAAUAUCCCCCUCUCAAGGCCAGAUGGAGAGAUGUGAGCAGAGGACUUUCCUCAACCAGAAGAUCAUAAGCUUAGAUAUUCGUUGAACCAAUAAAUUGUAGAUAUUUUGGAAACAGCACUGGGCUCUCUCUUGUUUUAUAUUGAAUUCUUUCAGGAACCUUUCCUAUUGAUACUACAAAGACAAGACUUCAGCUGCAAGGGCAAGUAAUUGAUGCCAAGCAGAAAGAGAUCAGAUACCGGGGAAUGCUUCAUGCAUUUGUGAGAAUUGCAAAGGAAGAUGGAUUAAAGGCUCUGUACAAUGGGUACUGUGUCCUUAACCCUCUAAGUCCCAAUAGUGACCAUCAACAAUUUUCUCCUAACAAUAUCCAUAUGUUGCCAAGAGAAAUGGUUAUGAGAGUUAAUAAAAUGAUCACUAAAGAGAAAAUGCUUUGAUCUGUUAUCAAACUCUCAAAGAAAUGUAUGAAGAUCAGUAUGGAGUAGCCAACUCGAAAGCUUGGCUCCUUUGGCUGCUACACACUUUUUUCCUUUGUUAUGUUUAAUUCAAUGUAUAGUUAGCUCUGUUUUUACUUCUUUUUUUUAUCUUAUUGUUGUUGUAUUGCAAUUGAAUAAGUGUGAAUAAAUGAACAUGGAGAAUUUAUAUGUGGAUAUUUGAGCUUAAAGGGUUAACUGUGAUUUUAUCAAUAGCCAGUUCUUAUUUCUUGUCAUCAAAACGCAGUCAACUUCACUGGAUCUUGAUAAAUUAAUGCCAAAGGUGACAUUAAACCUUAAAGAGAUGGGGUUUGAUUUUUGAAAUUUGUACAUUCCUCUGGAAAGUUUUUGCUAUGUCCAUGUAAAACAUCUGCCAGUUGACAUGGUUUAAGAGAAGAUGGGGUCGAUUGUCAUGUUAGCCAAGUUCCGGCCUAUUUUCCUGCCUGGAAAAAAGGAGCUGAAGAUGAUGAAUUGGCCAAAUUAUUCCGAGUGAUACUUGUUGAAAGUUUUUGUUUUUUCUACUCAUUAUUUUUAGGGUUGCUCCUGCACUUCUGCGACAAGCAACGUACGGAUCUCUCAAGCUAGGCUUUUAUCAUGCUGUCAAGAGAAAGCUGGUGAAAAACCCAAAAGGUGAAUAAGAAGACAGACUAACUUAACUAGUUUAAACUGAUAUCAAUGUGCAUAAUUAUCUUUCUUUUGGCAAUGUUGAUGGAAAAAAGGGGUCAAGGGUUUCAAUAAUAAUAAUUGACAUAGCCAGCAGGUUGAAUAAAGUAACCCACUGAAUCAACAAGGGGCUUUUGGUCCCCUUCUUCUAGGGAAUUUUUUGGGGUGUGCUCCCUUAAAAGUUUUUAAAAUUUCAAUGCCCGAAAAUGCAAUUUCCAGCGUUGUGGGCACUAAAUUGAGUACAUGAACAAAAGAUAACAUAUUUCUGAUCAGAAUAGACAAGUAAUGUACAGUAAGGCCCGAUCCUGUCAUAAAUGUUUUUAAAUAUUAUGAAGCGAAUACUAUGUUUGAGUCCAGCAAAUUUAAUUUUAAGUUUAGUUUCGACAGAAUCUUUCUCUCAUUCAACACUGAACAUUCCCAGCUUUCAGUUUUAGGGGAAAAAAGUAGCCAACUUCUCUGAGAAAAGUAGCCGAUGUGACUUUUCAAUUGUCGGUGCUUAUUGAAACCCCUGUGCAGUUAAAGGGUUAAAUGGACAGGGCAGAAUAGUGAAACUUCAGAUAGAAAAUAUGGAGCAUUCUCUGGUGGGGUUUUCGUAUGAAAACCAUGCCUCACUUAAGUAAAACUGUGGGAGCCGUAGUUCAUCAGGUAACCAUUUUUUCUCUCGAUAGUCAGGGGCACCCAACGUCAAUUUUCGGAAAAUAUCUGUUUGGAAGACGAUUUGAGAUCUAGAAUUUUCGGAACAUUUUUUGUCAAAUUUCUUGCUUGCCUACCUCUCCUAGGAUUUUUGAACAUCUAUUGGUGUAAUUGCCCAUUUUUAACGGAUUUUUACCCUAAAAAGCUCACCUAGAAUUUUCGGGAGCCUUUUUUCUGGCUGAAAUUUUCGAAAAGGUAAGUUUUGAUCCCUAUGAUUUUCGGAUCUUGAGACUUUCAGCUAGGAAAUCCAAACAGAUUAAAAAUUUUUAGGGGAUAAAAAUAUGCCUAUAUCUACCGUUUAAAUACUAAAAUACGUUUAACAAUGCUAUGUUUAAGUGGUUUUGAACUAUAUUCUCGUUGGGUGCCCCUGGAUAGUGGCCAAAGUAAUAACUUCACAAAAAAUUCAAUUACUGGUAUCCUUUGGUUAAAUCCUAAGUAAAAGUUCUGCCAGUAAGGUUUCAUUUCAUUGGUAAUGUACAGACUGUACAAUAGGUUUUUGUCUUAUCUCUUCUUAAUCUGCUUAAGUAAGAAAAUUAAAUUUUUGUUGGCUACAGGUGUACUUAACUGCCUAGAUUGUGAGGGAGUUAUGUGGGUGUUGGCUUCUGCAUGCGAUUGGCAUGAGUAACUCAUUCUUUGCGAAGUCUUAAGUUUUGUUCAAAAAACAUUAAUUUUGUGCUGAAUAAGUAGUAUUCUUUCUCAAUAUGUAUUGUGAGGUGACCCUUUUUAUCUUGAGACUUUUUAAAGCUUUCUCUCUUUUAAACUUUCUCUCUCUCUUUUAAAAAAGAUAACACGUGAAAGAAAAUUAUCAAGUAGAAAUUGAUGUAUACUAGCUGCUUCGCCGGCUUUGAUCUCACACUGUGACAAUUACAUGUAAAUUUAAACUAACUGCCACUUUGAAUUUGAUGUUACCAAAAAACAACAACAAUAAUCAAUCAAUUAGUUGGUCUUGACACUUAAGCUGUGCAACUGUGUAACUACAUUUUGUUAGAGGCAAUUUCGCAGACAGCUCUAUCAAUUCAUCUUGUAACACAGCUGCCGUUUUGAGUGAUUUUUUCAAGCCUUCGCCCUUUUUUAGCAUUUCCCAUUCCUGACAGGCAAUCACAUGCACAAAUCCAAUUUGACCAGAUCUUGCAUUCGGCUUUGUUGAGAAGAGAUCUGGGUACAAGAUUAGGUUUUGUCUGUUGAAUGAAAAGUUUGCAAGACAGUAUUCUUGAAAUCACCUCUUCAUAACUUGGUCUAGGAAUGAAAGGGUUAUUCAUUUACUACACAUCUUUAUUAUUGCAUGGAUAAAGUUAUAACCAUGAGUGGUCAUUUUUCCAACAGAUGAGACUCUUUUUUACAAUGGCAUUGCAGGGGUUAUUGCUGGUGCAGUUUCGUCAGCAAUUUGUAACCCAACUGAUGUACUGAAGGUAAAAUUCAAAACAGUUCAAUCUUGGAAUUUAUCUUUAUUUAACUUAUGUUAGUACCAGUACUGGUUUAAUUUGGACUGUGCACAAUCAUCACUUUCAUCAUCCUCACUGUCAUAUUCAUAACCUUUGUUACCAUCAUUAUCAUAAUUAAUAUUAUUAAGAACCAUCUGUAAGCAUCUUCACCAUCAUCACUACCACCAGUACAGGUACUAGACGUCUGAUUUGGGACUGUCCACUAUCAUCAUCAUCAUAAUCCUCAUCAUCACAUUCAUAAUCUUAAUUAACCAUCAGUAUCAUUGUCAUUGUUGUUUUACAAAUAUUAUUACCAACCAUCUCAUGUCAUCAUCAUCAUCAUCAUCUUUACCACCACUACCACCGUCAUCAUAACCAUCCUUAUUUUUAAUAAAUACCAAUGAAAUACCAGGUGAGCUUUUGCAUGAAAACAUGAUAUCUUCAGACGUGAAAAUAACAUGUUAUUUUCACAUGUGAAAAUAUCACCGUUGCUAUGGCUACAUAAUAAAUAGUGCCUUUUGCAGGAUGAACUGUUUCAGUGAAAUGUUUUGGUAUUUCAUUGGUGUUUAUAUAAUAAAUAGAACAUUACAUGGCCACUUGGAGAUAUGAAAUUUCUCUUCUCAUGUUGAAAAUAUUUCACUCAUUCGCGGUUUUCAACACUCGAAGAGAAAUUUCAUAUCUCCGCGCGGCCAUGUAAUAUCCUCUAUAACUUAACCUUUAUCAGUGUCAUCAACUUCAAUCACCACCACCAUCAUUCUCGUCAUUACCUAGUUACAAACUUUAAAAUGUUCCUUUGCACAGAUUCGCAUGCAAGCAGAGUAUCAAGCAGGAACCAAUGUGAUUAGGAAAGGAAUGAUUAAUUCUUUUGUGUCCAUGUUCAAAGAGGAAGGACUCAGGGGACUGUAUCGGGUAAUUUGUUGAAUACUUUAAAUGAAUGAAAUGCGUUCAGUUAUCUCACUUAUUGACACAAUGAAGUUGGGUAAAUGAAACAACAACAAUAUAAUCAACAACAGCUACAUAAUACUCACAAAAUAUGGCCAGGCUUUUUUCUUUGUUGUCUUGUUGUUGUUUUUUUUGUUGUUGUCUUUUUAUUAUUUGUGGUAUUACCAACUUAAAAUGUGAUACUAGUAGAAGACUUCUGUUUAUUGGUAAUAAGCAAAGUUCUUCGGUAAUUUGCUGAGUUGAUUAAUGUAUAUGCUUGGAAGGCUUAAGUCAUUGGUGAUUGCAAGUGAAUUCUGAUAGACUGACUACUAGAGUCUCAUUCCAAUUUGCCUUGUAUGUGUUUUUGAGUCAAAGAGAGAAUUCCACAUUAGAUCAGGAUUCACUUAGUACCUUAUCUCAUGCACACCCUUUUUUUUCUCAGGGAGUUGGCCCUACAGCUCAGAGAGCUGCUGUCAUUGCUGGGGUAGAGCUUCCAGUCUAUGACUGGUGUAAAAAGAUGAUUCUGGAUUACAAACUUAUGGAUGACAAUCCUUACACUCACUUCUGGUAAAUGUAAAAUACAAUAAUAUUAAGCUGCUAACGGCUUGAUGGGGUUUUUUCAGGGUUAAUUCCCCCUCAACUUGUUUUGCUUAUUGAGGAUUCUUCAGGGCUGUCACAUUUUCAACCCAUGUUUGUGUUGUUUGUUGUCACUUCAGCUGUCUUUAUGGUGUUGUUUAAAGGCCAUGUCACUUCUCAGAAUUUUUUUUCUAACAGAGGCUCGCUACUUAAUGACCACCUCUGUUUGUUAAUUUAAUGUAGUUUAUUAUAAUUUAUACUAACAAUGAUUUAUUUGUAUUGUUGUAAAUUAAGAUAUGAAUGAGUUUUCAGGAUAAUAAGGAGAUAGAUACUUUUUUCAGAUGUUAGGUGAGUUUUGGAGGGCUAUUGCUAGCAUGUGUAGUUUCUUUUUAGCUUAGCAAGACUAGCAUAGAAGACAAGACAGGGCAUCAGGUGGAAAAGAGCAAAACAUAAGGACUGGGAAUGAAGGGAGGGGAAUAUUUAGCACAAAGGUGUGUUUGUCACUUGCUGACUGUUCUGUUUUAAAAAUCUGUUUUUCAGUGCUAGUGGCAUGGCUGGUUUUGCAGGAGCUGUUGCAUCAAAUCCUAUCGAUGUUGUCAAGGUUGGUUGCAUUGUAGACAAAAAGUGCUGUGCUUUAUAUAUUAUGCUAAAUUAACCCCUACAACACGCCAGGACUCUUCCCUGCUAGUGUUCCUUUCAUAAAUAUUAUCGCAGUAGAUAACUGCAUGAAUGUAGAAUACUGCCCCUCUAAUUCACCUUUAAUUUUCCAAACUAACUAAUAGGAAAAUUUUAGUAGAGACUUGUUGAACAUGGCUCAUAAAGAUGCAUUACCAGGUUCUUGUUGUUAUUGUCUGAUAAGACAGUAUCUACCUUUACAGGGCUGGGAGGGCAUAAUGAUAAGGUGACAUGUUGUGGUCAGUUUGAGUUUAUACCAGGGCUGGGUUGUUCAAAGCUAGGUUAAGAUAACCCAGGACUAGUGCAAAAUUUGAAUUCAGAUAUGAAAGCUUCCAAAGCAAGUUCGGUUUCAUUCUUUUUGUCUACAAUUUGAUGAUUGGUACCUUGGUCCCAGAGGUUUCUCUUGAAAGUUUUGUUUGGGAAAGAGAGAGCAAGCUGCAAAGCGGCGACAAUGAGUCACAAAGUCUCUGUAAGGCACCAAGUCGCUCCUUACUGCUUCAUAACUUGUUGUCCCCGCUUUGCGACUUGCUUUCUCUUUCCCAAAGAAAAAUUUCAACAAAAACUUCUGGGACCAGGGUAGAUGAUUGGAUGCUCUAAAAAGAAUAUAGAAAGUUAUCCAAUAAAAUGCAUUUGAACAAAAUUGAAAGGGAACCAGAAUUAACAUUUAACGCCGAGUCAGUGCUAAGAACUUUGAACAACUGGGCUCAAUUGAUCAACUGAUUGGCAGUCUCACAGUACACUGAUUGGUAAGCCCAUGGUGUACCAUUAACUUGUAACUUUUCUGAUCCAUGCCACACUGUAACUUUCUUUUGUUGCUGCUUUCAUUGCAGACCAGAAUGAUGAAUCAGCGAAAUCUCAAGGUUAAGCCUGGUGAAGGGACUGUGAUUUAUAGAAGUUCAACACACUGUUUAGUUACUGUAAGUUUAAAAAACUAAUACAUUUUGCAUUGUCCACCAUUAGGAUUAGAUAUAAUGGGUUAAGUUUGUUAUCAUCAUAAUUAAUGUCUGUUGUUGGUGCAUGUAUCUUGUCAACUUUUAUCAGUCUUAGUUGCCCAAAGUCGUUGAUGUUGUUAUCCUUGGUUUUACCUAUCAUUUUUAGACUUUCAAGUCUGAAGGAUUCCUUGCUUUGUAUCGAGGAUUUGUGCCACAGUUUAUGAGAUUAUUUCCCUGGAAUGUUGUUGUAUCCUUGAAAAAGAUUAUUGAUAUGUGUUUUGGCCCAAAUGUAAUAAUAUUAGUUGUAAAACAGAUAAUUUUAACAUUUAAACUGUAGCAUUACAGUAGCACUUGAAAUGCUAGCAUUUCAAUCUGACUCGAUAACCCACGUUCGAUAUGUGAAAAUUCUAACGUGACUGCGAGGUUUUGGGGACAAAUUUUACUCUACUUCGUUCGCAAUCUUGCCCAAUUUCCAGAAGAGACUUGUGCACAAAGAAAACCAAACCAAAAAUAGCCUUGGAGUCAUGUUAAAACUUUAAUAUAUCGGACGUGGGCUAUUCGAGCUGUUUAUAGGCACUGGUGUGGGACUGGUUUAAAAAAUGGGUGAAAAUGCAUUGUGGGCUAAUGGGGCCUAUCACGGUUUCUGCAACAUGAAGCUUCUCAACCUUUGAGUCUCAGGGCUAGAUGGUGCAAGAGUAAGGGAAAGUCUAUGAGUACUGCUACUUCCCACGUGUUGGGAAGUUGGUUGGGUAAAAAACGGCAGUGAAGCAACGUAUUUUCGGUGGACUUCAUUUGACAAAUGGAUGGCCACUUUUUUUUUACCAAGAAAAACUGAACGGUCGAAACGAAUUGAGUCGUAUCAUUUGAUCUGAAGUUUCGGAUUCAAGUGCUUUCCCGCGCCAUUAAACUCAAAAGCACGCGGAAUCGUUGAAGCAGAAGUAAAACGCAAGUACGGACGACCAAAACUUAAAUCGUGCUCACCUUGAGUGUCACAGUUGUGUUGCAGAGUCUGGCAUUAGAGGCGAAGCGAAUAAAACAGCUGUCACGUAACAGACAGUUUGGAAUGGUAAAGAUUCAUCCCUUGAAUCCGCCAUCUUGGGCAUUGCUGUCUUCUUGGAAAUAGCCUGGCACUAAUAGUUCUGAACAAAUGGUACAGAAAUUUCCGUGAAUUCGGUGAAGGCAAGGAAGGUUUUAACUUUUUUCCGAAAACAUUCCACUGGGAUGAACCUUUCCAUUUGAAUACCAGGUUUUCCAUACAAAUGGUAAGUGCUCAAAAGUUUCUUGUCAUUGGAAACAAUGCGAUGGCAAGGCUCGAAGUGAGACUUGAAAAAAAAGUGGCAGGGGGGAGGACGGGUACUUCCAUGUUUUAUUCAAAAUAAGGUCAUUUUCACAUUCUUUUUGGACUUUCGCGAAGUCCUUUGUUUUUCAUUUCCGGUUCCGGUAGAAAGCCCCAGCGCAAAGAGCUCGAGCUCACUCUUGCCGCGGAAAAUUAUUGAGAAAAAUUUUGAGCUCAACUUUUUGCCGGGCUAAUCGACAUUUUUUCAUACUCGAUUAUUCUUUAACUCUCUGCAGUUCUUCAUGUCAUAUGAACAGUACAAGAAGUUUGGAAAUCAAAUGUUAUAACCUUUAUUGUAAGACUAGUGUAUAGCAGGUCCUAAUUUUCAAUUAACGUAUUUCAAGUGACACGCUAGCCUUCAAUGCAAUGACGCGG